Molecule: messenger RNA, 4603 nt
Organism: Cydia pomonella (codling moth)
Lineage: Eukaryota; Metazoa; Arthropoda; Insecta; Lepidoptera; Tortricidae
Exons: 7
Coding region: 528-1346 (272 amino acids)
Source: RefSeq, a predicted model, not a curated record
GUAUAAGCAAAAUUUCUACAGUCUUCAAUUCCUCAACAUCAAUUUUUGUCAAUAUCUCAACACCAAUUUUUGACAAAAAUUUAAAUACUCUUUAAGUUAUAUUAUCGAUGGAUUACUCAAACUAUUGGAAUAAAUUAACCAAUAAGUACACUAUGCGGCGAGUCGCUUCCGAUAUGGUUGGCUAGCUACCGGACUCCGGACGCCAGUUGCUCGGCGGUUAGUCCCUGGCCCCGGUUCGACCCCCACACACGUCCAACUUACUUCAAACUUUAAUUCAACGUGCAUGUAAAAUAACAACGUUCGAAAAUUACUAAACGUUGGCGUAACCAGUUUUGGAAUAUUUGAUAAAACAUUUUCAUUACAGUGUUGUUUCGAAAUUUGAAUUUAACGGUCAAGUUCGAAGUUAAUAAACAGUUAAAUUGUUGUGUUUAUCGAUAAAAUAAGAAUAAUAAAAGUUAAGUGUAAUUGUCAUAAUUAUAGUGGAUAGUAAAAACGUUUGGAUCACGGUUUGGACUCGAUUUUCAAGGAUGUGGUGGUUGCUGAAGUUAUCAAUCGUUAUGCAAUGUGUCAACUCCGUACGGAUAACGCACAUGCGUGUACCAGAAGUCAUUCAGUACGGCACCAAGGACUCCAUCACGCUGGACUGCGACUACGUGACCAGUAACGUGACGGGGCUGGUAGUUAAGUGGUUCUUCAAUUACCGGGAGCAGCCCGUAUACCAAUGGAUACCCCCGCAGAAGCCGCAAGCAUUGGGGAUAUUAAAAGACAAACUCGAUCUCAACUACAGGGUAUCCCACAAUGCGUACACGCAGCAUCGAGCGCUGCGGAUCCUGUCUCCUAGCACAGAUCUUACGGGGAACUACACAUGUGUCGUCUCCACAUUCUUGGCUGAAGACGACAAGACCAGACCGAUGACCAUAUUUGUGCCAGAAACACGCUUCGACAUGAUACAAGAUAGGCUGGACGACGGAUACCUCAACAUCAUUUGUUCAGCAGAAGGAGUGUUUCCGAAGCCGGAGCUCAUUAUCUUAGCAGGAAAUAGGCCUUUGAACGCGAAGACCACCAUCAAACUGCUGGAAGGCCGGUAUACUGCGCUCACCAGCGCCGUGGUCAGGGUCGACGCUUUGCCCCCGACUGUGGAGAUUCUCUGCGACAUGCAAGUGCCGCUCGCCAACUACUUUAGUAGGAAACGGGAUAUAUUUUAUAGAGAUCCACCUGUUACGCCUCCUGAAUCAUCAAAUUCAAUGCAUACGUCUGCACCAGAUAGUGGUAUUAAUGUUGCUCCAUAUUGGAUCGUCAUGGUCUCAUUAAUAUCUGUACAUUUUAUAACUAUACCAAAUUCAUGAUUUAUUUGCUAUUAAUAAUAAGGCCUAGCCUAGUAAACAAAUCUGUAACAUAUUCGUUGUAGAUAAGGAGCAAGCUGUAAGAUAAAUGACGAUGUUAUUAAUUCUUAUAAAGAAUGUAUAUAUAUUUGUAGUUAGUUUUACUCAAGAUAAUUUCGUCAGAAUAUUUGUGAAUAAGCCAAAGAUUCUUGUAUGUUAGGAGGCAAGACAGACAUAAUUUAUCCAAAGAAAUCAGAGUCAUUUUGAAACCCUUUAAUUUAAAUAACUAUAUUACUACGUGAUUUCUACGUCUACUCAAUCAAUAUGAGUUUUACAGAUAAAAUAGGUUUCUAAUGUCAGUCUCAGUUUGUAAUGAGUUUCAUGUCAUUUAUAUUUCUGCCUAAGAAACUAACAAUCGAAUGGGGACUAAUAUGUUUGGUUGACUUUAAGAAAAUGAGAUGUGAAUUUAGAAAAUUAAUGUUUCACUGUAUUAUUUUACCAUGGAAGCUGAUAAGUCUGAUACGAUAUGUGGGGAUUCGAAUUGUCAAUAUUAUAAUAAUAUUAAUAUCAUAAACUAUUAUUUACAAUAUUUGGAUUUGCAAUAUACGCCGUGUUUUUAUUGAAUUCCGUUAACUUUGGGGUAUCGGUAAGGACGUUUAAGGAAACUUAAUGGAAUAGUUAAUAAAAAAAAGGAAAUAAAUGUUGCAUAUAUAGCGUUGUUGUAACAUGGGCAUUACAUUCAACUCAACCAAACAAUUGAAAACGGUGACAUAUCAUUGUCAUUUCGAACAUCGAUCGUCCGAGAUAGCACUUACGUUUAGUAGCACUCGUACUAAACAUUAAUCAAUAUGUAAACAGGCCCUAAGGCUAGUGUACACGCUCGUAAAGGCCUUAUAAGAUAAAAAAUAAUUAUUGAUUAUCUCUGAAAUGGAGUUAAUUAGAAUACCGGUGUUUUUAAGAAAGUAAUUUAAGCUCAGGGAUGCACCCUUGAAAUUAACGGAAAUAAAAAAAAACACGGUGUAUAUACGUAGUGCAGUUGAGACUACCUUUCUUUAAGAGCUUUCUAAAAUUAGAUAUGUCUCUGCAUACAAUAUGAAGGGGGAAAGUGGCACCGAGGAGCCAGGUUUUAAGAGAUAUUUGCAUUAUUUCGGUAGUUUCGGAGCGUAUUCAAAUGCGUUUAAAGUUUGUAGGAGACGGUAAAAUAGUGUACUUAGUAAGAAUAAAAAAAGCGGCCAAGUGCGAGUCGGACUCGCCCAUGAAGGGUUCCGUACCAUUUAUGACGUAUUUAAAAAACUACUUACUACUCGUAGAUCUCGUUCAAACCAAUUUUCGGUGGAAGUUUUCAUGGUAAUGUACAUCAUAUAUUUUUUUUAGUUCAUUCUGUUAUUUUAGAAGUUACAGGGGGGGGGGGGGCACACAUUUUACCACUUUGGAAGUGUCUCUCACGCAAACUAUUCAGUUUAGAAAAAAUGAUAUUAGAAACCUCAAUAUCAUUUUUGAAGACCUAUCUAUAGAUACGAGUACCCCACACGUAUGGGUUUGAUGAAAAAAAAAAUGUUUGAGUUUCAGUUCUAAGUAUGGGGGACCCCCAAAAUGUAUUGUAUUUUUUUUCUAUUUUUGUGUGAAAAUCUUAAUGCGGUUCACAUAAUACAUCUACUUACCAAGUUUCAAUAGUAUAGUUUUUAUAGUUUCGGAAAAAAGUGGCUGUGACAUAACGGGCGGACAGACAGACAGACAUGACGAAUCCAUAAGGGUUCCGUUUUUUGCCAUUUGGCUACGGAACCUUAAAAAAUUAAAGUUACUACAAAGUUCGUUCUCAAACUACUGAAAUAAAUGCAAAAAGUGGCUCUUUCAAAACCGGGUUCCUUCUAUCCUGGUUGUUAUAUUCACUAUACUACACAUAUUGAUACCGCGUGUAUUUUUGAUAUAACCACAAACUUAAACGAGAUGUAGGUUUUAGUAGUAUGAAAUGAUUCUGAAGGAAAUUUUUAAUUUACUGUUAACCACAACCGCAUAAUUAAUUUUGUUAUUUUUUUUUCGAGCAACAAUGUAUUUCGUACAUCGUGAUUACUUGUGAUUGUGACAGUUGUGACGUCGCGUCAUUAAUGCGACGAUUUGAGUUAGCACAAAAUAGUGAUACAUUGCUGGCUAUAUUAUUAAAAUAAAAUAAAUAAAUAAAUAAAUAUUAUAGGACAUUAUUACACAAAUUGACUAAGUCCCACAGUAAGCUCAAUAAGGCUUGUGUUGAGGGUACUUAGACAACGAUAUAUAUAAUAUAUAAAUAUUUAUAAAUACUUAAAUACAUAGAAAACACCCAUGACUCGGGAACAAAUAUCCAUGCUAUUCACAUGAAUAAAUGCCCUUACCAGGAUUUGAACCCGGGACCAUCGGCUUCAUAGGCAGGGUCACUACCCACGAGGCCAGACCGGUCGUCAAAAAAUAAAAGUAAAAUAAAAGUCAAAUAUGAAAAAAUAAAAGUCGUCCAUUUUUUAUAAAACCUAAUGAAAGUGUGUUCAUUAAAGGCUUAACUAACUACCAUUUGAUUAUAUGGUCGUAUCAAAAAUACACGCUGUAUACAUAUACCGAGUGUGGCCUGUAACCCGAGCAAAAAAUUUAAAUGUAGGCUGUACUCCUCAAACUAACCAACAUUAAAUUUGUUCAGUGACUUUUAAAAAUUAUGAAGUGUUUUGUCUUCCUAUUUUUCAUACAAAAUAAAUAUUACCUUCAAUGUACACUGUCAUCAGUGUAAUUGACGUUUCUUGUCACCCUUUAAACAUAACAAAAUUCGCAAUACAUUGCGUCUUAGAAUAAACUUUAAAACGUUCUAAAAAUCAAUAUACAAGUUACUUAAAAAGUUGCUGAGCAAAUGUUGUUUAAUUUGAGGAGUACACCCGGUAUUUAUGAUACAUGUAUUAUACUGGUUGUAACUGUUUACUCGUAUGGUAUCUGGUGAAACGCCAUAACUUACUCUAUUUCUCUUCCCGAAUGAAUCAAGCUAAUUAAAGAUAUUAUUAUAAGAAUAAAUCAAGAUAUGAAUCAAGAUAACUAAAGAUCCUUUAUCAUUAUCAAUUUCGAACCUGCCAAUCUGGUCCCUUUAUUAUUUCAUCGCCCAAUUUUACGGUACCUACUUCGACAUUUUUCCAUUAGUUUGAACACAAUUAUAUAAGCUACUUAUAAAAAUAAAUUUAACUUCAGUAAAAGGAACUAUUUCAGAACAUUCCGAAUGAAAUUUAAUUACUUCGCUCUAGUCGGAAUCGAGAAUAAAACUAUUUCUUUAAGAA